Melitaea cinxia (Glanville fritillary) is the source of this 1593-nucleotide messenger RNA. Its product is annotated as myrosinase 1-like. The transcript has 9 exons. The coding region runs from base 1 to 1524 and encodes 507 amino acids. Gene Ontology annotation, molecular function: beta-glucosidase activity. The record is from RefSeq and is a predicted model, not a curated record. Gene Ontology annotation, biological process: carbohydrate metabolic process. NCBI's taxonomy places the organism in Eukaryota, Metazoa, Arthropoda, Insecta, Lepidoptera, Nymphalidae.
AUGGCGACCGGCACAAAGGGAUCUGCAACUAUUAUCGCCCUGUUAGCUAUUACCCAUUCAGGAAUUGCGCAGUACACAAAAUUUCCGGAAGGAUUUACUUUUGGUGUAGCAACAGCUGCUCAUCAAAUUGAGGGUGCAUGGAAUGUCAGUGGAAAAUCAGAAAAUGUUUGGGAUCGUUUGUCACACUCGAAUCCCUGGAUGAUCGCUGAUGGAACAAAUGGAGACAUUGCAUGCGACUCUUAUAACAAAUAUCAAGAGGACGUAGACGCACUCGCCUACCUCGGCGUGGACUUUUACAGGUUCUCUCUCUCCUGGGCAAGAAUUCUGCCAAGCGGCCGUAUUGAUAACAUAAAUCCAGAUGGAAUUCGAUACUACAAUGACUUACUUAAUGCUUUGGCCGAGAAGAAUAUUGAACCAUUGGUCACCUUAUUCCACUGGGAUUUGCCGCAAUCCCUUCAAGAUCUUGGUGGAUGGGCCAAUCCUAAAAUGAUCGAUUACUUCCGUGAUUAUGCCGACGUAUGCUUCAGAGAAUUUGGCGACAGAAUAAAGUCUUGGAUUACUAUUAAUGAGCCAUACGAAAUUUGUGAAGAUGCUUAUGGUGACGAAAAAAAAGCUCCAGCUAUUUUAAGCCAUGGUGUUGGAAACUAUUUAUGUAGUGACACACUUCUCAAGGCCCAUGCUGAAGUGUACCAUUUGUAUAAUGACACCUAUAGGCCACAACAAAAUGGAAGGAUAAUGAUCUCAAUCAACUCUAUAUGGUACGAGCCAGAAAACCCGGACAAUGCCGAACAAGUUGCCCUUGCAGAAGUGGCGAACCAGUUCAAAUUCGGAUGGUUUGCGCAUCCCAUUUUCACUGAAAAAGGCGGAUACCCAGAUGUUAUGGUCGAAAACGUAGCACAGCAAAGCCAAGUUGAAGGUCUUACUAAGCCUCGUCUGGAACAAUUUGAUAACUAUUGGAUCGAAAGAAUUAAGGGUACUUCCGAUUUUUUGGGUAUUAAUCACUAUACGACACAUUUGGUAACUGGACCAGGCGUAGACCCUACUGCUAGAUCUCCUUCCUGGUUGAAAGAUAUUGGCGCGGUUACCUCAUUAGAAGUCGGUGGUGACUCAGCUUCAGAGUGGCUACGAGUUGUUCCGACUGGUUUUGCAAACUUGCUACGUUGGUGUAAGAGCUCUUACAAUGAUCCACCAAUUUAUAUCACCGAAAAUGGAUUUUCAGACCGUGGUACUUUAGAAGACUAUGGACGCAUUCAGUAUUUUAAUGACUACCUUUCAGCAAUUCUGCAGGUGAUUUACGAGGACAAUGUCAAAGUCCUCGGUUAUACUGUGUGGACUCUUAUGGAUAAUUUUGAAUGGCGCGCCGGGUUUUCAGAACGCUUUGGUCUCUACUAUGUGGACAUUAACGACCCGGAGCGGCCGAGAACACCUAAACUGUCCGUCGAAUACUACAAACAGCUGGUGGCUAACCGUGAACUACCUCAAGAUGAACGCUUUAAAGAUCCUGCUGUGAGGGGACGCAACUAAAGCAUGGUAGAGUUAACAAAAAAUACUUAAUAUGCAUGUUAUAUUUAUGAAUAAAAUUAUUUAUUAAUA